GAUCUUUCUUCAGCAGGCUCCUCUAUUUAAGCUCUAUAUUCUGCCUUUGCUCUACUUUCUUAACUGUUCUCUCUUUGAAAUCUCCUCCUCCAUACCAGCUGCUUGCUGUUUUCUUCUUUCUUUCUUUCUUUCUUUGUGCAUAUAUUUAUAGGUUCUUGUAGAGGAUUUUAAGUUGUUGGUUGAUCUUGUGAUGUUAAUGGAAGGUGCUGUUGUGGUGAACAAAGGAGAAGAUCUUAUCGAUCUACCUCCUGGUUUUCGGUUCCAUCCCACUGAUGAAGAGAUCAUAACUCAUUAUCUUACACAGAAGGUGAUGAAUAGCUGUUUCAGUGCAUGUGCUAUUGGUGAAGUUGAUCUUAAUAAGUGUGAACCGUGGGAUUUGCCCAAUAAAGCAAAGAUGGGAGAGAAAGAAUGGUACUUCUUUUGCCAGAGAGAUCGGAAGUAUCCAACUGGUAUGAGAACUAAUCGAGCUACAGAGGCCGGCUAUUGGAAGGCGACCGGAAAAGAUAAGGAGAUUUACAAGGGAAAAAACUGCCUUGUUGGGAUGAAAAAGACCCUUGUUUUCUACAGAGGAAGAGCUCCUAAAGGAGAGAAAACCAAUUGGGUCAUGCAUGAAUAUAGACUUGAAGGCAAAUUCUCUUACUACAACCUUCCUAAAGCUUCAAAGGAUGAAUGGGUUGUGUGUAGGGUUUUCCACAAGAGCACAGGGAUUAAGAAAACUUCAAUUCAAGACCUCUUAAGGGUGAACUCUUUUGGCGAUGAAUUCUUGGAUUAUUCAUCACUCCCACCUCUCAUGGAUCCUCCUCAGUCUAGCAGGCCUGGCUCCCUCAGCUUCAACGAUGAAGACGAUAAAUUCAAGGCAAUGACAUCGACAUCAUUUGAUGGAAAUUACUCUCCCCACUUGUCCACAACCAUGGUUAACAAUAAUCAAAACUAUCUUCAUCAGCAUCAGCUUCCAAAUUCCAGCUACCAAACACCAAGUUCCAUUUUUUACACUCAAAUCCCAGCCUCAAACCCUCUUUUCACCUUCCAGACCAAUCCAAAUAUGUCUAGCUACUUCCCAAACUCUAGCUUUGGUGCUAAUGACCAAAUCCUUUUAAGAGCACUGGCUGCAAAUUCUGAAACAUCUGUGCAGCAAGAGAAACACUGCAAGGUUGAACAAUUUUCAUCUAACCAAUCUGUGGCCACCCUCUCACAAGACACUGGUCUGAGCACUGACGUGAACAACACCGCCGAGAUAUCAUCGGUGGUGUCGAAGCAAGAAAUGGGAAGCAACAAGGUGUACGAUGGUCUUGAAGGUCCAUCAUCAGUUGGCCCCAUUGGAGAUUUGGAGAGCUUGUGGGAUUACUAAUCAUGGAUGGUGAAUAUAUCCUGAGUGCUGCCUGUUCUAUAAGAUUCUUAGGAAUAUAUGUGAUGAUUUGAAACAGUCUUCUCUCCACUAGCUAGGUAAUUUGAUUAUAGUUAAUUUUAAAAGGUUCUUGGCUUCAAAAAUUAAUACUUUUGUAUAGAUUAUAGGUUAAAAAUUCCAUGUGUUUAAGCCUUUUUCAGAUUUCAUUUUUAGUGAGAUACAGAGGGAAAGAUACCGUGAAUAUAUAUAUAUAGUUCAUGUACAUUUAUUCUUUUAUAUUAGUGCAUUUUAUUC
Molecule: messenger RNA, 1639 nt
Organism: Hevea brasiliensis (rubber tree)
Lineage: Eukaryota; Viridiplantae; Streptophyta; Magnoliopsida; Malpighiales; Euphorbiaceae
Product: NAC domain-containing protein 87
Exons: 3
Coding region: 191-1348 (385 amino acids)
Biological process (GO): regulation of DNA-templated transcription
Molecular function (GO): DNA binding
Source: RefSeq, a predicted model, not a curated record